CAAUCCAGUGAUAGCUCCAGCCCCUAUAUUUCCCUCGCUAAUAUGCGCUCCAGAAAUUAGGGUUCUUCGGGGAUGGAGGUGGAGGUGAGGCGCGUUGCCAGCAGCGAUGUCGGCUUCGUUGCGCUCCCGAUGCAUGUAAUUUACCUUCUCCAGCAAGGCGACGCGCAUUUCACUUCCCUCCUGGUGCUGGAAUUGAAGAUUUCGCGUCCAGCGGCAGGCGAUGGAGCCGCAUUGGUUCCCUGGUUCGUGGCUUGGAGCGGCGCCACCUCCAAUUCCAUUUUCAUCGAGGUUGCGGAGAGUCUAGCGCAAUGCCUGGGGCUACCUGAUCGAGCGAAGGUUACAGUUCGUGUUCGUAUCGAUUUGCCAGAAGCACAGACUGUUCUAGUGGAGCCAGCGACGGAGGACGAUUCGGAGAUUUUGGAGCUCCACGCUGACUACCUUGAGACUCAUAUCUUAAACGAGGUUGGAGUGCUACAGGAGGGACGCCGGUUUCCUGUGUCAGUUCCAGGACAAGGGGUACUUGUGUUGCUUGCAAAGUCCAUCACUCCAAGGUCAGUGGUAAGACUCACGCGAGGGACGGAAUUAGUUGUGUCUAUCAAGAAGCGCCAACAUAACAUCAAGCAAGGCCCGCAAUUUGGAAAAAGUAUCUGGCUGCGAAUCCAGGAUAUUGACGAGUCGCUACAUCAAGUUUGCAAUAUCGGAGGCAAAGAGCUCGCAGUUAUUCCUACCGCUGCGGUUUACAUCAAUUCAAAUACAGCGGAACGAGUCACCGUGGCAAAUGGACAGUGGGUGCUGGUGAGAGCAAGCCAGUCCUUUCCGAAUGAAGAAACGACUGAUGAGCAGAAAAAGGCAACUAGAUCGGCAGCUGUUCGUGUGAUUUAUUGGAGUGGAGCCACCGAUGGCCAUGCUGUGGUCUCAGCGCCUUUGCGGCAGUAUUUGGGUGUUCAGCUCCACGGAGGGUUGUGUCUUCAAUCCUUUCACCAAACUAAUCUGCUGCAAGCAACGAGUGUUAGCGUAACUCCGGUUAUGUUUCACUCAGAAGAAAAUCAAACAGAUGGGAAGCAGCUCAAGCAAGUGAUUUCUUCCGAGACAGUGGACGAUAAGCUUACCUUGAUUAGAGCUUGGAUAAAAGCCCAACAAAGGACGUUGCACAACGCUUUCGGCGGUAAUGAUGGUACUUCCUGGCCGGCAACAUCCUUGAUAGCGCUUUCGGAAGCGCCUGCCAACAGACAGAAAAAAGAAUCGAUUUUUUUGUUGAGCCUACAGUGCGGGGGGCAGAUGGACAACAAUAUGCUUGUACUCGACGCCCGCAUACUAGACGACGAGAAGCCUGUCUUGGAUUUACGGAUUGAGCGUCUCCAGUAUUUGUUCACGAUUAGUAAGGAGGACCGUGACGUCGAUAUGCCUUCUUUCAAAUCAGUCUGGGUUAAAGGAAGCGCUGACGAAGCUUUACAGCGACUUACCCUCCUGUUAACUCCAACUAGUCUGCAAAAGCUACGAGACAUGGAAGUUGCGGUACCUGUUGGUAUUCUUCUGUAUGGACCAGCAGCGUGUGGAAAAACUCAGCUAGCUUUGGCUCUGGCACGGGAGCUCGGUGAAAACAAACAAAUACAAGCGCAUCGGGUGAUUCUGAAAUGUGCUGAGCUUGUUGGUGAAGCAGAAAGUCCAACAAAACGCCGUCUGAAGGAAGCAGUUCUGGGAGCCAUUCAGCAUGCGCCUUCUUUGGUGGUGCUCGAUGACCUGGACGCUCUUUUCUCGAUUAAUGAAGAAGGAGGAGUUGAUAUGUCAGCCACUUCUCUCGCGGAGUACCUUUCAGAUGUGAUGGACAAUGCUCAGAGAACGGCUUCUGUCGCGUUUCUUGCAACUGCAAGUGGACCAAAAUCUCUUCCACUUUCUCUGCGCUCGUCAGGACGAUUUGAUUUUAGCGUUGAGCUAGAACCCCCUGGUAUUCGUGAGCGAGAAGGCAUUCUCGAGCAAAUUAUCGCAAGCCGAGGUUUUGAGUGUCCAAAAACUAUAACGAGUAGAGUGGCUGCCAAAUGUGAUGGAUACGAUGCAAAUGAUCUGGAAAUUAUGGUGGACAGAGCUUUGCAUGCUUCAUCUGCCCGAUAUCUCGCAAAAAAGGCGGAGACGGAAACGGGCCGCAAUUUUCACUUGACAGACAGCGACCUGAACGACGCACUUCAAGGCCUUGUUCCGGCAGCACUCAAAGGAGUUGCCAAGGCGGGGAAAACUGGACCGAUACUGGGAUGGGAUGAUGUAGGUGGCCUGCAAGAAGUUUGCCGUGUGAUUAGAGAGCUGUUGGAACUACCUGUGAGGUACCCAAAGCUUUUUGCUAGUGCACCUUUGCGGUUGCGUACUGGCGUUCUUCUAUACGGUCCUCCUGGAUGCGGAAAAACGCAUGUUGUUGCGGCAGCUGCUGCGGCGUGCUCCCUCCGUUAUAUUCCAGUGAAAGGUCCAGAGCUUCUUGACAAAUACAUUGGUGCUUCUGAAAAGGCGGUUCGUGACGUUUUCGCGAGAGCAGCUGCGGCUGCUCCUUGCAUCCUGUUCUUUGACGAGUUCGACGCUAUUGCUCCCAAGCGUGGGCACGACAAUACCGGUGUUACAGAUCGGGUUGUGAACCAGCUUCUAGCUGAGCUUGACGGGGUCUCAGCUUUAACGGGUGUUUUUACGUUCGCUGCUACCAACCGUCCUGAUCUGAUUGAUGCGGCGCUGCUUCGACCUGGGCGACUCGACCAUCUUUUGUUUUGCGAUUUUCCUUCACAGGCCGAGAGGCUUGACAUCCUACGUGUACUCUCCCGACAUCUUUCAAUGGAAGAUGACAUUGACCUGCAGUACUUAUCGCGUUUCUCAGAGGGUUUCAGUGGAGCAGAUCUGAAAGCUGUUCUCUCAGACGCAGAACUAGAAGCAGUCCAUUCGGCAAUUGAAAGGCCAAGAGAAAAACACAACCAGCGCCCUGUAAUAACGAUGGAAAUGCUCAAGUCAGCACUUGCGCGGGCCAUCCCGCUACAGGAGGCAGAAAGGAAGCGAUUCGCCAGCAUAUACAGUACAUUUACAAGCGGCAGAUCGUCAUCUAAGGAUUCCAAGGGAAAGAAAGCAACGCUGGCCUAGGAAAGAGAGAACCAGACAAGCACUCGGCUGAAUGUAAUCUAUCUUCGUGGACAGUAACAUCAGGCCUUUUGCUAGAGGCCUACUUUGGGCUUCCUGAUCAUGCGAAAGUGGCUUGUACUGACGUGCCACCUCUACGAGUUUCCUGCCAAGGUUUGUUGUGGAGAGCAAUGUCUCUUUCUCCAUUCGGGUCCACGAAGUUAUGGGACAUGCAUGCCGGCUUCUUGCUGCUGGCAUUUCCCCAGGGAAGGAAAAGCGACAUACAGAAGUAAGUGGAGCUAUACUCAUUUAAGCAUUGCGCAGCCGGAGAGACGUUGCCAACUGUUAAAGGGAAAGCAAUGCUUUGCUUGAAGCAACAAACAGCUCCCGGCUUUGGAGCGUUUGGAGCGGUUCUCACUGUUUUAUUCCACUGAAGUUACUACUUUGCUAAGCUAGCUGCAACAGUAGAUCGAGUGCUAAGCAGCA
Molecule: messenger RNA, 3570 nt
Organism: Selaginella moellendorffii
Lineage: Eukaryota; Viridiplantae; Streptophyta; Lycopodiopsida; Selaginellales; Selaginellaceae
Product: peroxisome biogenesis protein 1
Exons: 20
Coding region: 73-3108 (1011 amino acids)
Biological process (GO): protein import into peroxisome matrix
Cellular component (GO): peroxisomal membrane; peroxisome; cytosol
Molecular function (GO): ATP hydrolysis activity; ATP binding
Source: RefSeq, a predicted model, not a curated record